This is a messenger RNA of Antechinus flavipes (yellow-footed antechinus), 3327 nucleotides long. RefSeq names its product chemerin chemokine-like receptor 2 (gene CMKLR2). Gene Ontology annotation, biological process: phospholipase C-activating G protein-coupled receptor signaling pathway; complement receptor mediated signaling pathway; inflammatory response. NCBI's taxonomy places the organism in Eukaryota, Metazoa, Chordata, Mammalia, Dasyuromorphia, Dasyuridae. Gene Ontology annotation, molecular function: G protein-coupled receptor activity; complement receptor activity. The record is from RefSeq and is a predicted model, not a curated record. Gene Ontology annotation, cellular component: plasma membrane.
UAGGUUUUUACAACCUUUCAGGCAAGUUUGGAGUACAUAUCCAGUCAGCAGCAUUUAGUUUGAAUGGAAAACUAAAGCAUUUCAUAGGAGAGGAAUGGGUGGCAAAAGAGAGGUACCAGACAAGGAAGAAAAGGGGAGUAUUUGAAAUAAAAGUGACAAGAUUUAUGAUCGGAGUAAGAAAGAAAAUAUUCAUUGUUCAAGGGCAGCAGAUGAAGGGAAAAGAUCAAAUACUUUCAUAAUUGUGACAGCAUUCCCUUUAUCCAAGGACAGCAAGUAAUACUUAAAACAGUUGAUAAGAGAGACGAUUCAUUUUACAGUGUCCUUGCAUAGUGAUUGGGGACUUUCUAAUAUUAGGUCACCAGGUGGCGGGGGGAAUUUCUACAUUGUUAGUACUUUAAGAAAUCCAUGGGUACUUGUAGCUAAUGUGAUCAUGGGCAAAUAGUUUGACUCCUCAGUACUAGCAAUGCUUUAAAAAAAAUGAUCAAAAAGGUAUUUCAAUGAACAAAAAUCCUGUUUUCUCUCCCUCUCAUCUCACCUCAUCUAUUGGAGGAAAAAAAAAGAGAAAAGAAUAAGAAAACUCUUAUAAUCUAUAUGAAUAAUCAAGCAAAACAAAUUUCUGCAUUGUCUCCCUCUGCACAUUGAGUCUAUAUCCUCCCUAAUAGAAGGAGGAAGUUUCCCACUCCACUUAUCUUACUUCCAACGGCUUCAUUCUCCAUUCAUCUGAAAAUUCCCCUGGAUUGAAUCCCUGCUCAUUGUCUCAGCAGUUUCCUUGGAAAGGCAGCAAGACAUCAUGGAAGAGUUUGAAUAUCUCUUUGAUGAUUCUGAGAAUUACACCUAUUCCUUUGAAUUUUCUCAAGAAGAGCAGGAAUUGGAAGAGAAGGCUCACCUGGGAACUGUACAAUGGAUUUCUCUUGUGUUAUAUAGCUUAGCAUUUGUCCUUGGGGUGCCAGGAAAUGCCAUUGUCAUCUGGUUCACAGGGUUUAAGUGGAAAAAGACAGUGGCCACUCUCUGGUUCCUCAAUCUGGCCAUUGCGGAUUUCAUUUUUGUUCUCUUCCUGCCUCUUUACAUCUCCUACGUGGCCAUGAAUUUCCACUGGCCCUUUGGCACCUGGCUGUGUAAAGCCAACUCCUUCAUUGCCCUGUUGAACAUGUUUGCCAGUGUGUUCUUCCUCACGGUGAUCAGCCUGGACCGGUACAUUCAUCUGAUUCACCCCAUCUUCUCUCAACGUUACCGAACGCCAAAAAAUGCCCUUUUUGUCAUUGCUCUAGUCUGGCUGAUGGCAGUUAUGAUCGCUGGUCGCUUGUACUUCAGAGAGACUCUGAACUUCAACAGCCGCACCAUCUGCUACAACAAUUUCCACCAGAAUGAUACCAGCAUCAUUUUAAUGAGGCACCAUGUUCUGACCUGGAUAAAAUUUGUUUUUGGUUAUCUCCUUCCCGGGCUCACCAUGAUCAUUUGUUAUUCACUGCUUGUCCUCCAGGUGAAGAAGAGAGCAACUCUAACGUCCAGCAAGUACUUCUGGACAAUACUGGCCGUGGUGCUGGCCUUUGUCAUUUGUUGGACCCCCUUUCACCUCUUCAGCAUUUGGGAGCUCUCAAUUCACCACAGCGACCACUUCCACCAUGUGCUUCAGGCAGGACUUCCCCUCUCUACCGGUUUAGCUUUCUUCAACAGUUGCCUGAACCCUCUUCUUUAUGUCUUAAUUAGUAAGAAGUUCCAGGUUCGCUUCCGGACUUCAGUUGCUGAGCUCUUAAAACAUACAUUACGGGAGGUUAGCUGGUCAGGAACAAUGAGCGAACAGUUUAAACACUCAGAGACUAAGAAUCUGUGCCUCCUAGAAAUGACUCAGUGAGGAAGAAUCACAAAAUUAAAGCUUAAACAAUAUAAAACAAAAGAAAACCAAAUUAACUAUGACACUUGAGUAAGGAGCAACUGGUUUUACUGAUAAAAUAAUCAAGGCAGGCAAAUAUUGGCUGAUUAACAACUUUUUCAGUGAAUCUCCGUGUGUCUGUUGACAGGGAUAUCUUUGAAUCAAAUCUAAUUAUAAGAUAUCCUGAGAGUCAUUUUUCUAUCUGUUGACUGAGGUAACCCCAUUUAGGGUUGUCACAGAUAUGGGAAGAAGCUUGUUUAAUUUGAUUCUUACUUAUUAUGCUGAUGUUGAAGUAUUUUAUUAUUUUCUUAGAAUAACUUAAAAGAUCUUGGGGUUUAUUAUUAAAGAUAAGAUAGAUCUUUCCAAGAAUAUUAAGUUAUAUGUGGCUUCUAACAUUAAUUUUCAUUUUUGCCAAUAACCUCACAGAUAUAGCCACAAAAUCACUAAUAGGUUUAUUCUUAAUUAUAUGUCAUUCAUGCAUUCUCCCCACAGUAUAGAUGUUAUAUUCAUGACAAAUGUAUUAUUAUAAAUAUAACUAGAUCCUUAAAACUGUUUGUGUGUGAGUGAGAGAGAGAGAUUAAGUGAAUGUUAAGAACAUCAAAAAGCCACAGAUUGCCAUCUAAGUAAACAGUAAACUUGGCCAAAAGAAAAUGGGAAAAAUACAGAAUUCGAAGUCAAAAAGCCUGGGACUCAAUAUUGAAUUUGAUUCUACCAGUUCCAUGAUAUUAAACAAAUUACUUUGGGCCUCAGUUAUUUAUUUUUACAAUUAAAAAGUUGGAAUAGAAGAUGAACUGUAGGAUUUCUUCUCCUACAAUCCUAUAAUAAGUUCGUAAAAUGAAGGAUUUGAUGACAUAACUUCAUUCCACUACUUCUCCAUAUUGUGAUUUAAAAAAAAAAAAGUCCAAUGCACAAGUCAUCUCAAAUAAAAAAUAACUCAUUUUAACAAACUAAGUGCCUACUGUAUGCACAGCAUCAUGCUACGUACCAAGCACAUAUAGACAAAAGGGAAAUAAAUAAUUCUUGCUUAAAGGGAGCUUAUGGUCCACUGAGGCUCUCCUAUUCUGUGGAAAUUGAUCUCCACCUGCCAAGAAGUAGAGUUGGUAAGAGCUAGAAAAAAUGAGAUCCUGGUCUUCUGGUUUCCAAUUUUAAGAGAGAAGUUAUAUCAUUUCAGAAUCUCUUCAGGUUGCUGAAGAGAGAAAGAUCCAGGAAGACCUUCUUCUGAGAAGAAGUUGACAUAUAUAGAAGCCGUCAUUUCAGUCAGGUCCCUAUUCCUGGUUUACAACACUAGAGACUGGAAAUUUCCCCUUGGAUGAGAUCUGAGACUCUCUUGGUUGAGAUGAAUUACCUCACUCUCAAAGAGAGAACCCAUAACUUCUGUGUUUUUCUGAUAUAAUCUCAUGUGUAUGCCUUUUUUGAUUUCUGAUUACUCUCUUUUGAAUAAAUGGAUUUAUCUACUA